Molecule: messenger RNA, 883 nt
Organism: Pyrgilauda ruficollis (rufous-necked snowfinch)
Lineage: Eukaryota; Metazoa; Chordata; Aves; Passeriformes; Passeridae
Product: soluble scavenger receptor cysteine-rich domain-containing protein SSC5D-like
Exons: 8
Cellular component (GO): membrane
Source: RefSeq, a predicted model, not a curated record
GUGCGCCUGGCGGACGGGCCGGGUGCGUGCGCGGGCCGGGUGGAGGUGCUGCACCUGGGCAGGUGGGGCACGGUGUGCGACGACACCUGGGCGUUCCCCGCGGCCGCCGUGGUCUGCAGGUACCUGGGCUGCGGGCAGGUGAUCGCGGCCCCGCCCCGCGCGCGCUUCGGGCCCGGCCGCGGCCAGGUGUGGCUGGACGGGCUCACCUGCACAGGUGAGGAGGCCGCGCCCUCCGAGUGCCGCCACAAAGGGUGGGGAGUGCACACCUGCGAGCACAGCGAGGACGCCAGCGUGGUGUGCGCAGGGGAGCGACGGACAGGUGGGACCUCGCUCAACGGCGCCGACAUCUACUCGGGCUGCGGCACCCUCAAGAUCGAGUACGCCAAGGUGAGGCCCCAGCGCCCCCAGGUGCGUCCCUGCCUCACCCAGGUACGACCCCGGCACCCCCAGGUGCAGCCCUGCCGCCCUCAGGUGCGACCCCGGAACCCUCAGGUGUGCCCCCAGGUGCGACCCCGGAACCCCCAGGUGACACCUGCCCCACACCUGUGCCCAGAAUCGGCGCUGCCGGCCCUGCCCCAGGUGCGCCUCUCAGGUGCGCCGGACAGGUGCGCGGGGCGCGUGGAGGUGCGGCACGCUCACCUGUGGGGCACGGUCUGCGACGACACCUGGGGGCUGCGCGAGGCGCGGGUGCUCUGCGCGCACCUGCGCUGCGGCCCCGCCCUGGAGGCGCCGGGCGGGGCCAGGUACGGCCAGGGGGAGGGGCCCAUCUGGCUCGAUGACGUCACCUGCAGCGGGGAGGAGCCGGACUUCUUCAGGUGCGCGCACCGCACCUGGGGGGAGCACAACUGCCACCACGGCGAGGACGCGGGCGUGGUGUGCGCAG